Molecule: messenger RNA, 1658 nt
Organism: Priapulus caudatus
Lineage: Eukaryota; Metazoa; Priapulida; Priapulimorpha; Priapulimorphida; Priapulidae
Product: mitochondrial ribosome-associated GTPase 2-like
Exons: 8
Coding region: 226-1404 (392 amino acids)
Cellular component (GO): mitochondrion
Molecular function (GO): magnesium ion binding; GTPase activity; GTP binding
Source: RefSeq, a predicted model, not a curated record
AAAUCUUUAGGUUGAGAGUGGAUAUCCCAAGAUGUCUGCGCCCAUGGAAGUUCUCGCCGUUUCUCUGCGUUAAUACACAUAUGCAUCCAGCAUUCCUAUACAAUUCUUGUGGCCUUAUAUUAUAAAAUUAGACUCAGUGUGCAAGUCGCGGAACCCUCUAUAGUACCAUACUCCAUAGCUAUGCCAGAGGGUCCACCUCCAGCUGGCUAGACGACCUCCAGGCAGAUGUUUCUGACAGAAAAAGUUGUGGGUAGACAUCUUGUAGAGCUGAUUGGUAGAACAACUGCACAAUUCCGUAGGGAAAGCACGGCCGUCAAACCUAAGCGCUGGAAGAAGCCUCGUUCUUCGAGGGAUACGGCUAGGCCUUUUGUGGAUUACAGAAGGGUUCUCAUGCAGGCUGGAGAUGGUGGAGAUGGCAACAUAUCUUUCUUGCGAGUGUUUUGCAAUGCUUGGGCUGGACCUGAUGGUGGGGAUGGGGGUAAUGGAGGCCAUGUGAUCUUUAAAGUGGAUGCAAACAUGAUGUCACUGGAACACCUGAAACCUAUGUACAAGGCUGCUAAUGGCAUGAAAGGAUCAAACAAAGACUGUAAUGGUGGGAAUGCAGAACAUCUAAUUAUCAAGGUUCCAAUGGGAACAGUGUUCUUCGACGAGGGAGGUUCCAUGGUAUGUGAUUUGAAGAAGAAGGAAGACGUUUUUGUGGCAACGAGAGGUGGUGCUGGUGGGAAAGGCAACCACUACUUUGCCUCAAACGAGAACAGAGCACCGUACAUUGCUGAAGAGGGAGCCAUCGGUGAGAAGAAGCUACUCCAUGUAGAACUGAGGACAAUUGCACAUGCGGGGCUGGUUGGUUUCCCAAAUGCUGGCAAGUCAACACUUCUAAGAGCCAUCUCUAGAGCAAGACCCAGGGUGGCUGCUUACCCAUUCACCACCAGAAAUCCUCACGUUGGCAUCAUCGAGUAUGAGGACUACGAACAGAUAUCUGUUGCAGACAUUCCUGGACUGAUACGCGGCGCGCACAAAAACCGCGGUCUGGGAUACAGCUUCCUCAAGCACAUAGAGCGCUGCAACUGCCUAGUGUAUGUCCUGGAUGCAUCCGCGUCCAUGCCCUGGACCCAAUUAGAGGAUCUUCAGUAUGAGUUGGAGUGUUACAGUCCAGGGCUGUCCCACGUACCGCACGCUGUCAUUGCUAACAAGGUCGACCUAGGGCGAGGGUUGGCUAACCUGCCUCUCUUACAGGAGAAGAUUGGGAUUCCGGUCAUACCAGUAUCGGCAAAGUAUAAGCAGAACAUGGAGCCGCUUCUUGAAUUCUUACGUCGCGAAUAUGAUAAAGUCACUCUACGCGAGAGAACUAACGUCGGCAUGUUCAGUACAGUCUCCAGUAGUGGAGACUCUAAGCUAAAGUAACUGAUAUCAUUUCAACAUAUGCUCAAUGAUUUUUAUGCGAAAUUUAGGACGACAACGUAUUGUUUCAUGUAGGUACAAUUGCUAAGUUAUACAGAACAUGUUUAUGCUAAGUUGAUAUGACUACAAGUACAUAAUAUGUGUCAUCCUGUCUAUAAAUAUGUACAUAGAUUACAUGAUAUUCGGUAAGUCUUUUCAUAGUACAUUUCAGCUGAUACAUUGUAAGUGUAAAAUUGUAAAUAAAGGUCAUAAUAAUA